This is a messenger RNA of Lachancea meyersii CBS 8951, 762 nucleotides long. The record is from the annotation of a GenBank genome assembly. Lineage: Eukaryota; Fungi; Ascomycota; Saccharomycetes; Saccharomycetales; Saccharomycetaceae.
AUGUCACAAAGUCGCGAAGAUUCCGUUUACUUGGCCAAGCUGGCUGAACAGGCCGAGCGUUACGAGGAAAUGGUGGACAGCAUGAAGGCCGUAGCGUCUUCUGGCCAGGAACUCUCUGUAGAAGAGCGUAACUUGCUGUCGGUCGCCUACAAGAACGUAAUCGGUGCCCGCCGUGCGUCGUGGAGAAUUGUCUCCUCGAUCGAGCAGAAAGAAGAAGCCAAAGAGAAGUCCGAACACCAGGUCAAACUCAUUCGCAACUACCGUUCCAAGAUCGAGUCCGAGCUCACCAAGAUUUGCGACGACAUUCUAUCCGUGCUCGACACUCAUUUGAUCCCCUCUGCCACCACCGGCGAGUCCAAGGUGUUUUACUACAAGAUGAAGGGUGAUUACCACCGUUACUUGGCUGAGUUCUCCUCCGGCGAAGUCAGAGACGGCGCCACCAACGCCUCUCUAGAAGCUUACAAGACCGCCUCCGAAAUUGCCACCACUGAACUGCCUCCAACCCACCCAAUCCGCUUGGGUUUGGCUUUGAACUUCUCUGUGUUCUACUACGAAAUCCAGAACUCUCCAGACAAAGCUUGCCAUUUGGCCAAGCAGGCCUUUGACGACGCCAUUGCCGAACUUGACACACUGUCUGAAGAAUCUUACAAAGAUAGCACAUUGAUCAUGCAAUUGUUGAGGGAUAACCUAACUUUGUGGACCUCCGACAUGUCCGAAGCCGGCCAGGACGAGCAACAGCAUGCUGAAGGUGCUCAGGAGUAA